This is a messenger RNA of Brassica oleracea var. oleracea, 1062 nucleotides long. RefSeq names its product rac-like GTP-binding protein ARAC5. Gene Ontology annotation, cellular component: plasma membrane; cytoskeleton; cell projection. The coding region runs from base 239 to 829 and encodes 196 amino acids. The record is from RefSeq and is a predicted model, not a curated record. Gene Ontology annotation, biological process: regulation of cell shape; actin filament organization; establishment or maintenance of cell polarity. NCBI's taxonomy places the organism in Eukaryota, Viridiplantae, Streptophyta, Magnoliopsida, Brassicales, Brassicaceae. The transcript has 7 exons. Gene Ontology annotation, molecular function: GTPase activity; protein kinase binding; GTP binding.
GAUAUAAAGAAAGAAAAAAAUAUUAUUACUCGUUCAUCUCUCAUCGAACAUACAUCCCCUUCUUCAUUUUGCUACUUCGUCUGAGUUCUUGUGCAUUCUGCAAUCCGAAUAUUAGGGUUUUUUUUUUUUUCUGGAGUUAGUAAAAAGGUUGUGACUUGAUUCUUGGGUAAUGGUUUGAGAUUUGAGCAAGACAAGAAAGAAGAAGAAGUUUUUGUGUGUUUUGAAGUUUGCGGCGGAGAUGAGCGCAUCGAGGUUCAUAAAGUGUGUUACAGUCGGCGAUGGUGCCGUCGGAAAAACCUGUAUGCUGAUCUCUUACACCAGCAACACUUUCCCUACGGACUAUGUUCCAACUGUUUUCGACAACUUCAGUGCUAACGUGGUUGUAGAUGGGAACACUGUGAAUCUUGGAUUGUGGGAUACAGCCGGUCAAGAAGACUAUAACAGGUUAAGACCCUUGAGUUACCGUGGUGCAGAUGUCUUUAUUCUCGCUUUCUCGCUUAUUAGCAAAGCUAGCUACGAGAAUAUAGCCAAGAAGUGGAUUCCUGAGCUCAGGCACUAUGCCCCUGGAGUUCCUAUCAUUCUCGUGGGAACUAAACUCGAUCUUCGAGAUGACAAGCAGUUCUUCAUAGACCAUCCCGGUGCAGUGCCAAUCACUACAAACCAGGGAGAGGAACUAAAGAAACUCAUAGGAUCUCCAGUUUACAUUGAAUGUAGUUCAAAGACGCAGCAGAAUGUGAAAGCAGUCUUUGACGCAGCUAUUAAAGUGGUGCUUCAGCCACCAAAAUCAAAGAAGAAGAAAAAGAACAAGAAUCGUUGCGUUUUCUUGUGAUCAUCAUCUUUUAAAAAAACAAGCAAGAAGAAGAUUUGUAGGUAACAAACCAAGCUGAAGAGAAGAAGAGAUCCAUCAUCAAAUGCAGCAACGCUGUAUAGUUGUUGUAAUCUAAUGAGUGAAGUGAGGGCCAAAGAGGUUUAUUAGUAAACAGUGUGAGAAGUUCUUGAUGUGUUGUUGUACUUUUAACUAUGUAGACUAAUCAUUUCUUAAUGCAUUUUUGUUUUUUGCUA